AUGCUCCUCCACCAAACCAUCACCCUCACCCUCAAAAACCUCCGUCUCCUCCUGAUCCGCCACCCCCUGGCCACCACCCUGCGCGCCCUCAUCCUCCCCAUCAUCAUAACCGCCUUCCUCUCCUUCGCCCGCAACCUCUUCGUCCCCGCCGCCCGUUUCGGCAUCACCUCCCCCGCGCACCCCGUGCGAUCUCUCGCUGAUGCGUUGAGUAUUGCUGGGCCGGGUAGUGGGAGGGAGAAUGUGGUUUUUGUGGAUGGGGGGAUGAAGGGGGGCGAGGUGGAGAAGGUGAUUGGGGAGUUGGUACGGCAGGUGGAGGGCGUGGAGGGGGUGAAGGCGUGGAGGGUGGAUUCGGAGGAGGAGGUGGCGGGGGUUUGUAGGGCCAGUUUGAGGGGGGUUACGGGGUGUUUUGGGGCGGUGGUUUUUCAUGGGUCGCCUGAUGAGGGAUCACAGGGGGGAGUGUGGAAUUAUACGUUGAAGAUGGAUGCGUCGUUGGGGGUGGGAAAGAUUGAUGUGGAGAGUGAUCGGAAUGAUGCGCAGGUUUAUUUGUUGCCUUUGCAGCGGGCUGUGGAUCGGGCGAUAUCAAGGUAUUCUGCUUCUGCGGGAGAGGGAAAUGGUGGGAGUGGAAGUGGGAUGACGCCGCUGGGGGAUGAUGAAGAGGAGUACCCGUUCACAUCGCUGACGGUGGAGGAACGGGCGGACCGGGUGCGGGUGAUAUACCAGAGCAUGGUGAUGAACUUUCUCGGCGUCACCUUCGUGGUGGCCGUCGUGGGCAUCGCCUACCACCUAGCCGGGUUCAUGGCCACGGAGCGCGAGUCCGGCAUGGCCACGCUGAUCGAGGCCAUGACAGCCCCCGCGCAGGGAAUUGGCGCGUGGAAACCCCAGGCCGCUCGACUGCUGGCCUACCACCUGUCCUUCUCCGCCGUGUACCUCCCCGGGUGGGUGGUAUCGGCGCUGAUCCUGUGGUCGGGGGUAUUCGCGCACACGAACGCGGCGGUGCUGGUGUUGUAUUUUGUGUUGUCUGGCCUGGCGAUGGGGUCGAUGGCGAUGCUGGGGGCGUCGUUUUUCCGCAAGUCGCAGUUGAGUGGUGUGUUGGUGACGAUUGUGUGUCUGCUGCUGGCGAUUAUUGCGCAGACCAUCAGCUGGCCGAAGACGGGGGCCGUGGUGGCGCUGAGUUUGUUGUUUGCGCCGUGCAACUUUACGUAUUUUAUCUCGUUGCUGGCGCGCUGGGAGCAGCAGCAGUGGCCGGCGGACUUGGCGGUGUCGCCGCCGAAUAGUCCUUGGUCGUUACCGGGGGUGGUGUUUUUUGUGUUUUUGGGGGCGCAGGUGGUGGUGUACCCGGUGUUGGCGGCGUUUGUUGAGCGGUGGUUGCAUGGGAGUGCGUCGGGACGAACUGUCAUGGAGCAGGCGCACGAACAUGAACCUGAGCAGGGGGAAGGCGAUUAUGCGGUCAAACUGGACGAGUUCACCAAGAUCUACCCACCCAGUCUAGGCCAGCGGCUGCUAUCCCGUCUCUUCUCUCUCUUCUCCCGGUCCUCCUCAUACCAACCCACACCACCUGUGGUAGCCGUCGACAAACUCACCCUGCAAGCCCCCCGCGGCCAGAUCGUCGCCCUCCUCGGCGCCAACGGCAGCGGCAAGAGCACAACCCUCGACACCAUCGCCGGCAUCAACCGAGCCACCAGCGGCCGCAUCACCGUCAACAGCACGGGCGGCCUAGGCAUCGCCCCGCAGAAAAACGUCCUCUGGGACGAACUCACAGUCACCGAACACCUGCGCAUCUUCACUCAGCUCAAAACCCCGCCCCAAGCCCGCAAGAGCAAGGCCACCACAGAACAAGACAUCCUCUCCCUCGUCGAAGCCAUCGACCUCACCCCGAAAGCCCACGCCCUCAGCAAGACCCUCUCAGGCGGGCAAAAGCGCAAACUCCAGCUCGGCAUGAUGCUCGCGGGCGGAAGCGCAGUCUGCUGCGUGGAUGAAGUCUCGAGUGGGCUGGACCCGCUGAGCAGGCGCAAGAUCUGGGAUAUUUUGUUGGCGGAACGGGGCAAGCGCACGAUGGUGCUGACGACGCAUUUUUUGGAUGAGGCGGAUUUAUUGGCGGAUUCGAUUGCGGUGUUGUCGAGGGGGAGGUUGAGAGCUGUGGGGACGUCGGCGGAGUUGAAGGGGAGGUUUGGUGGGGGGUAUCGGAUUUGGGUGAACCGUCUUGAUCAUGACAACAACAACAAUAUCGACCGAGAUUCGGGUGAGAUUCCGGAGAUUCAAGACGAGAUACCCAAGGGUGUUCGGACGAGAAUGGAGGGUGAAGAGACGGUGUAUGUGGCCGACUCGUCGGAUCAGGCGGCUGGUGUGAUUCGCGCGUUAGAGACUGCUGGGAUUGCGGAUUAUCGCGUGUCUGGCCCGACGAUGGAGGAUGUGUUUCUGCAGUUGGCUGAGGAGGCCCGGGUUGAGAUGGAUAAGGAAACGGCGUCAGAGAAAGAAACCGAGUCGGAAAGAGAAAAGGGGGACACCGAAAAAGACAAAGGAGUCGAGCUCACCUCUGGCCGACCCCUUGGCUUCUGGCGCCAGGUGUGGGUGCUCUUCAACAAACGCUGUGUCGUGUUCCGCCGCCAGUCCUUCCCCUCGCUCGCGGCCUUUGUCAUCCCCAUCGUGGCCGCCGGCCUGGUGAUGCUGUUUGUGCGCAACCAGCCCGCCCUGGGGUGUGCCCCGUCCGAGCAGUCCUCGCAGCGCCCGGCUGUCAGUCUGAGCAACCUGUUUGACAACGACUUUGAGCUGUUCCUCGUUGGGGGGCCGCCGGAUAAGUUCUCCGAGGAGAAUUUACUCCGAUUGUUUGGCCCACUGUACUCGGGCGCUUCCAACAAACUCUCGGCUCGCGCUACUACCCCGACAGACCUCUUCAAGAAUCUUACGCUGGUGGAUAGUCUGUCCGACUUCCACGAUGCCGUCGUCCACUACCGCAAAAACAUCACCCCCGCGGCCCUCUGGCUCGGCGACGCCCACUCCCCGCCGACCCUCGCCUACCAGUCCGGCACCGGCGCCGAGAUGCUCAACGCCUGGUUCGGCCAGUGGGCUCUCGACAUGCUGCGCACCAACGCCUCCAUCGCCGCGUCUUAUGCCGUCUUCGACACCCCCUGGGCCCCGGACGCCGGCAAAUCCCUGCAGCUGCUGGUGUACAUCUCGCUGGCUCUCAGCGCGGCCACGGCCUUCUUCUCGCUGUACCCGACCCGUGAGCGGCACACCCGGGUGCGUGCGCUGCAGUAUUCCAACGGGGCCAGGCCGUUUCCGCUGUGGCUGGCUUACACGGGGUUUGACUUUUUUGUCGUCGUCCUGCCAUCGGCAGUCGUCGCUAUCGCCCUGCUCGCCGGCCUGGCACCGGGCCUGUGGUACCACGUCGGCUACGUCUUCCUCAUCUGGAUCCUCUUCGGUCUCGCCUCAGUUCUACUGGCGUACAACGUCUCCCUCGUCGCUCCCAACCAGCUCUCGGCCUACGCCAUCACCGCCGCGGGCCAGGUCAUCGCCAUGCUGCUGUACCUGAUCGCCUACCUGUGUGUCAUCCUGUACGCCCCCGUCCACCGCAUCGACAGUUUGCUGGUCGUCGUGCACUUUGUCGUGUCCGUGAUAGCGCCUAUCACGUCGGUUGUGCGUGCGCUGUUUGUCGCGCUGAAUCUGUUUUCGACGGCUUGCGACGACCGUGUGCUGUCGGCCAACCCGGGGGGGAUGUUGUUGUACGGCGGACCGGUGGUGUAUCUCAUUGUGCAGACUCUACUGCUUUUUGUCUUGCUAGUCUGGGCUGAAGGCGGGUUCCGUCUCCAGCGGUCGUCUCGUCAUUCCCCGGAACAAGACGAAGAAGACGCCACAGCUCCUACGAGUCCGGACGACAACGACGGCCUCCGCGUCGUAAACCUAACCAAAACCUUUGGCUCCCACACCGCCGUCGACCACGUCUCUUUCACCGUCCCCCGCGGCCAGGUUUUCGCCCUCCUCGGCCCCAACGGCGCAGGCAAAUCCACCACCAUCUCCAUGAUCCGCGGCGACCUCUCCCCGUCCAAGUCCCAGUCUUCGGGCACACAUAAUCACAAAAAACAAAAAGGCGACAUAUACAUAAACACCCACUCCAUCACCCACUCCCCCCCCCUCGCCCGCUCCCACCUAGGCGUCUGCCCCCAAUUCGACGCCCUCGACCCCCUGUCCGUAACCGAACACCUGCACUUCUACGCCCACAUCCGCGGUCUCCCCCCUGCUUCCGUCCCUGCCAACAUCGUCUCUGUCCUCCGCGCUGUCGGACUGACUCCCUUCCGCGAGCGGUUGGCACAUACCCUGUCGGGGGGGAAUAAGAGGAAGUUAUCGCUGGCGAUUGCGUUGUUGGGAAACCCGGCGGUGCUGGUGUUGGAUGAGCCUAGUUCGGGGUUGGAUGCUGCGGCGAAGAGGGUUAUGUGGAGGACUUUGAGGGGGCAGGUGAAUGGUGAGGGGGUUGGUGAAGGGGCUGGGGGGAGGGGGAGGAGUGUGUUGUUGACUACGCAUAGUAUGGAGGAGGCGGAUGCUUUGGCUGGGAAGGGGAAGGUGGGGAUUUUGGCCGGGAGGAUGUUGGCUGUUGGGGGGGUGGAGGAGUUACGGUCGCGGUAUGGGGGAGGGGAGAGGGUGUAUGUACACCUGGUGUGUAAGGGAGCGCCGCGGACGAGUGAGGAAGAGGUGGCGAGGGUGAAAGAGUGGGUGUUGGCGGUGUGGCCGGGGGCAGAGGUCGAGGAGAAGACGUAUCAUGGGCAGAUGCGGUUUUGGGUGGAUGCCGGCCCGGGUCCUGCUACUGGUACUGGUACUGGUACUGAUACUGGGUCCGACACAGAAACAGACACGAUGGCACCCUCAGCUGCAGAGGAGAUACAAGGGGGGCCAAAGACGACAAAAACAAGCAUAGGCCCCAUCGUCCUCCUACUCGAAGCAAACAAACACCGUCUCGGUAUCGAACACUACAGUGUCAGUCCGGCUACGCUGGACCAGGUGUUUUUGACGGUCGUCGGGGAACAUAAUGUGCGUGAGGAGGGGUAUCAGGAGGUGAAGAAGAGGGGGUGGUGGAGGUGGAGGAGAUAG
This is a messenger RNA of Dichotomopilus funicola, 5079 nucleotides long. RefSeq lists its product as uncharacterized. Gene Ontology annotation, cellular component: intracellular membrane-bounded organelle; membrane. The transcript has 4 exons. The coding region runs from base 1 to 5079 and encodes 1692 amino acids. Gene Ontology annotation, biological process: transmembrane transport; lipid transport. The record is from RefSeq and is a predicted model, not a curated record. Gene Ontology annotation, molecular function: lipid carrier activity; ATP binding; ATP hydrolysis activity. Lineage: Eukaryota; Fungi; Ascomycota; Sordariomycetes; Sordariales; Chaetomiaceae.